Messenger RNA from Onychostruthus taczanowskii (white-rumped snowfinch), 3841 nucleotides. RefSeq names its product gamma-secretase activating protein (gene GSAP). The coding region runs from base 1262 to 3802 and encodes 846 amino acids. The transcript is spliced from 31 exons. The record is from RefSeq and is a predicted model, not a curated record. Gene Ontology annotation, cellular component: trans-Golgi network. Gene Ontology annotation, biological process: positive regulation of amyloid-beta formation. Lineage: Eukaryota; Metazoa; Chordata; Aves; Passeriformes; Passeridae.
UGGAGAUUGAGAAGUAGAACAUGUUUGCUUUGCAUUUUGAUUAUCAACCUGCCUUUCAUCUACACUUUGCAGAUAUAGCUGAUUCUGAUCUGGCCUUUUUAGAGUUCCAGCUCUCAGCAGUGAUGGGGAAAAACUUGGUACAGGGAUUAGCUCUUAGAACAGGUUCAAGCUGUUCUGUAUGUUGAGCUUGGUGUGUGUCCUCACAGCCGCCCUCCACUUCUAUGCCACCUUUAGCUGGCUGAUAUCAGCCAGCACAUUUCAGAAGGGAAAUGGUAAUUAGGCAGGCUAAAGAUAGCCAUGCAGCAGCACCUUAUCAGUGCUACAAAUAUUUUUCAACAGCUAAAAUAACCCCAAGCAAACAAACCACAACCUCCCCUAAGAUUACAUUAAGUUUUACCUCCUUUGCAGAUGAAAAGCACAAACAGGCCAGGCCUAGUCUGAGAAGAUAUCCCAAGCUUUGCCAGCAGUUUACAGAGACUCCAUCUAUUCAACAAGCAAUUUCAGAGUGAACAGUCUCAGAAAACAGGGAUGCUACUUGAAGUUCUGGAAAACAUCUAAUGCUUCCUGGGGGGAUCAUGAGCACGGCAACUCAACACAGGGCCUCCUGGUUCCUCAGAACACCAAGUGACUGAAGCUCAACUCCAGCCCUCACUGACAGGCUGCUGUCUGAGGCACCUGGACUCACUACAUAGUGAAGCUUCCUAAAGGAUUGCCCCUUCUUCUCUCUGGGGAUCAGUGACAGGAGCGAAUGGCUUCCAGCUGUGCAAGAGGAAGUGUAGGUAGGAUAUUAGAAAAAGGUUCUUCACCCAGAAGAUGGAGAGACAGUGGAACAGGCUCUCCAGGGAAGUGGUCACAGCACCAAGAAGCUUCUGGACAAUGCUCUCAGGCACAUGGUGUGAUUUUUGAGGCUGACCUGCUCAGGGCCAGGAGCUAGACUUUGAUGAUGUUUGUGAGUCCCUUCCAACACAGAAUAUUUUGUGAUUCUGCGAUUCUUCCAGCCGGCCUGAGGAGGAGCCUGUGCGCCCACGCCACGGGGAAAACGAGAGCCCUCGAGUCCGGCGGGCCCGCGGCGCGGAGGCCGCCCGCCGCGGGAGGCUCGGAGGCGCUGUGCCGCCGCGGCCGUGCCCGCUAGGAAGCGGAAGGGCCGGCGGCGCCGGGAGCGGGCCGGGAAACGCCGGAACCCCCGAGAGCCGUGCCCCCCCCCCGCAGGGGGCGGGCUGAGGGCAGCUGAGCCGGAGCGGCGGCGGGCCGGGCCGGGGCUAUGCUGCUGCGCCUGGUGCCCGAGUUCGAGCUGCGGAGGGACGUGCUGCCCUGGCUGGCGGAGCGGGGCUGCGCCGCGGCUCUAGACACUUCUGAGAAUUCAUCAGCACUGUACGUUGUAAAUGUUGAAAGAAAUGGAAAAAUUAUUUAUACCUGGAAGGGAAAUCAGAGAAACACUCACAUUGGAUUGUAUGAUCUUCAAACAAAACAAAACGAGCACCUCUAUAUGUUUGAGAAGAAUCUGCACAUAAUCAGCUGUUCGAUCAACAAUGAAAGGACCUUAUUGGCAGUCAGCUUCUGUCAAUAUACAGAGGAAGAAAGAGCAAGUCAGCUUUUACAGUCAGUGUCCAAGUAUUUAACCUUGCUAAUCGAAAUUCAUCCCAUUAAUAAUGUGAGAGUCCUAAAGGCUGUGGAUAGCUGUGUUCGAGUACAGUUUCUUUAUCCAGUUGAAGGCAGAAAUGCUUCUAGAGAAAGUCGUCUCUUGCUAGUUUCAGAAGAUAAAUAUAUUGAACAAUUUGACAUUCAUGUUGUUGCAGAAGAAGAACACAAAGUGGUGAUUCAAAAGUCAGGUCAGCUUCCAAGAGCCAAAGUUGUAGAUGACCUCGUUUGGGCGCAGUGGGAUAUGAUGGAGCAGAGACUCUUCUACAUUGUUCCAAAGGAAUCAAAGAGUACUUUAAGGUGUGUCCAGUUUUAUCCUGAGGAAAAUUUUAACUCAAUACUGGAAUCACACCUGGAUAUUGCUGUAAAUGACACACAGUUGAAACUUGUGAAUUUUGGAUAUGAUUACUGUCAAGAUCAAGAUGUUGCAUCUAAAUCUUUGAACCUUCAGGUUUUCACAAGUAAAGCAGGAGGCUUGUGUGUGUGCUGUAGUCUAGUCUCUGAUAUUCCUCAUGAGAUCAUAUACUCCAUAUAUUUUUUACAUAAAGGUUACAACAAAACUUUUACAGUUUCUCUGGAAAGAACAAAAUCUCAUCAAUUCAAGGAAGUGGCUUUUAUGAAUCUUGACUAUUAUGUGGCUGCUUAUUUGCCUGGCCAGUUCCUGCACCUCCUGAACAUUCAACAUCCUGACAUGCUGUGCUAUAGUUUAUUUCUGACAGGUGAGGAUGCAAGAAUUGACACAUUACAAAACUGUUCCAUCCGGUCCCCAUGGGUGUCAGCAGUCCUGGAUUGCAAUGCAGGAAGUCUGUAUGAUGUGAGCAUCAGUGACAGUGCCUUGCUGCAGUUCCUACAGAAGAGCAAACGAGACUGUGAGAGACUGGCAGCUCUGCAUUGUGCCCUGCUCUACUUCCAGCACACAGAAGACUUGGAAAUGCAGAUUAUUCGGUGGAUUUCUGAGAACCUGUCAACAUGUCAUUCUUUUAACCCCAUUCAAGAAUUUAUCAUUGCCUCCCUGUACUGCAGAAUGUGUCCAGAAACUCAGAACCUGGAUAAACUCCUGCCCUACACAUCACUGCAUGACUGGAUUGGGGUUGUCCCUGGAGUAAUAUGUGCCACAGACAUUAUUUCUCUACCUGUGUUAGAGUUCCAAAACUCCAAAGGCUUCUGGGAGAAACUCAACUCAAACUUGGAGAGUGUGAAGUAUGCAGAGCCGCACUUGCACUACCACAGUAAGGGGCUCAGGAGGGAAUGGCGUAACCUUUCGGAAGAGAGAGAGGAGAGAAGAACCACAGCAUAUUUGAGGAAUAUUUUUGAAAAUGCCAAAAAGGUGCUUUCUCAUCUGGACACUUGGGACUCUGAGGCAAGGCUGGUACCUCUCUUUGAAGAGGAGGAUUAUCAGCAGCAGUUGCUCAUGGGACUGAUGGUUGCUCAGCUGAAGGAUCACCUUAUGAGACAUCUACAAUAUAUUGGCAAAAAGAAGAUUGACCAAAUAGUUUUGGAUUAUGUUGCAAACCUGCUGAAUCUGGUGCACCGAAUAAUGAAAGAAGUUUGGAGGAGAUACCAGCUUCAUUCCUGUAUCUUCUGCUUUGAUGAGAGAGGAAGUGCAGGAGAGUUUGCGGUGUUCCACAUCAUGAGUCGGAUUCUGGAAGCAGCAAAUGGCAUGUGCAUGCCUUUACCUCCUGGUUUUCACACUCUGCACCUGGGUCUUGGUGUUCGAUGUCUCCCUCUGCACACCCUCCUGCACUAUAUUGACAAUGGAAUCUUGCAACUGACAGAAACAUGUGUCAGGAAAUUGCUGAAAGAUCUGGAUGACACUGAACAGAAUGAAAAGCUGAAGUUUAGUAUUGUCAUGAGGCUUCCAGAGGCUCUUGGUCAAAAGGUCCGGCAGUACUGGAAUCAUCCGAUAAAUGCAAAUUUAAUGGCACGGAAAUAUGUGAAACUUCUGCUCGAGAAGCUGGGAAACGGGCAGUGCAGCAGGCCUGUCCCUGAGAGACUCUCCGUCCCCGUGGAGUUUUUGCCACUGAACUACCUGACUAAUAUGCUGGCAGAGAUAGAGAAUCAAGGUGUGCAUCCAUAUGAAAAACAAGACCAUGUAAAUGCAAGAUUUGUAGAGGAAACAGCACUCAAGCACACUAUGACACUUCUGGGUCUCAAAUACUCCUGAAAUAACAUGCUGUUGAAGAAUAACAUGCUGUCAAACUGU